This is a messenger RNA of Desarmillaria tabescens, 1266 nucleotides long. Its product is annotated as Aldehyde/histidinol dehydrogenase. Gene Ontology annotation, biological process: GABA catabolic process. Gene Ontology annotation, molecular function: succinate-semialdehyde dehydrogenase (NAD+) activity. NCBI's taxonomy places the organism in Eukaryota, Fungi, Basidiomycota, Agaricomycetes, Agaricales, Physalacriaceae. The coding region runs from base 1 to 1266 and encodes 421 amino acids. The record is from RefSeq and is a predicted model, not a curated record. The transcript has 8 exons.
AUGUCUGGUAAAGAGAGUGUUGAUAAUCAGUAUAUAGGCUCUUGCGACGACAAAACGCUCGACGUGGUGAACCCAUACUCUCACGCCGUAGUGGGAGGAACUGCAUCCGCGACUAGCGCGGACUGUCUUACGGCCAUCGAUGCAGCCCAUGCUGCCUUCAAGACGUGGGAACAUUCUCUACUCCAGCAACGUGAAGACGUCCUCGUCAAGGCUGCCGGUAUCCUCUCACUGAACUCCAUGAAAGAAGAAACUGCCACGCCAAUCGACCGGAGUUUCUCACAGUCUUUUAUUGGUGAUUCAUCAAAACUUGGGGAUCUUCUGGGUGAUGAAAAGACCGCCUCGGACAGGGUUCCCGGCGUGGAGGUCGUCAUUCAAAGAAGGGCGAUGGGUGUGAUGCAAGUCGUUUUUGUAUUUCUCUUUGGCAUUGCUUUAUGGAAUGCGUCUAUCGUACUCAUACUACGCGCCAUUGCUGUGCCUAUUCUUUGUGAGAACACCGUCGUGCUCAAAUCAUCGGAAUUGAGUCCACAGAGUCAGUUCAUCGUCGCGGAACUAUUGCAAGAGGCCGGACUGCCUGCAGGAUUUCUCAAUCUGAUCUCCAUAUCGAGGGAGGAUUCGCCUACUUUGAGCGCGGAAAUCAUUGCACAUCCGUCUGUGCGGAGGAUCAAUUUCACAGGUAGCGAUCGUGUCGGAAGGAUAAUCGCAAGUGAAGCAGCAAAGUAUCUCAAACCUUGUGUUUUCGAACUUGGCGGGACGGCGCCUGCAAUUGUAAACUCUGCGGCGAAAGGUAUCGUAUCCGGAGCUCUCCUCUACCCUGGCCAAGUGUGCAUGUCUAGCAGCCAAGUUCUUGUACAGCAGGGCGUAUCCGACAAUUUAAUCUGCGAGCUCUGCAAAUCUCUGAAAGCCGGAGAUCCAUAUACGGACCCUACGGCUACGCUCUCCACUUUGUUUUCCCAGUCCUCUGCAGAGAAUAUACUGGGUAUAUUUCACGAGGCGAUUGGAGAGGGAGCGAAAGUCCUCAUAGGGGACAUCACGAGGGAUGGUUCCGUGAUACAACCCCAUGUGUUCACAGACGAGCGGGAAGCAUUUGGUCCUGAACUUUCAAUUACAGCCGUCGACACGAUCGAUGAAGCCGUAGAACUCGCUAAUAUGUCCGAUUAUACGCUUACUUCAUCUCUGUGGACGUCGGAUUUAGGUUCUGCAGAGAAACUGGUACCUCGGAUUCGAGCAGGUAAAAGUAAUGCGAUCCUAUACCUCGACGUUUCCUAA